Messenger RNA from Poecilia latipinna (sailfin molly), 1946 nucleotides. RefSeq names its product spermatogenesis associated serine rich 2 (gene spats2). The transcript is spliced from 13 exons. The coding region runs from base 337 to 1818 and encodes 493 amino acids. Lineage: Eukaryota; Metazoa; Chordata; Actinopteri; Cyprinodontiformes; Poeciliidae. Gene Ontology annotation, cellular component: cytoplasm. The record is from RefSeq and is a predicted model, not a curated record. Gene Ontology annotation, molecular function: protein binding.
ACCGCGAAGCCUAGCUGGAGGAAAAUAUUGGCAACAGCAGCAGACUGCUUGGCUUUAUAGACGGCUGGCUGCUGUGGAAACUGCAGUAAGCUCUUUCCAGAAGCUACCAUCCACUUCGCUGCCAACACCAGGUUGGAUCAAGUCGACUGCUGGAAGGGAAAAUCUGUCUUUGCCCAAGUGGAGACGUUCUGGAUGUGAACCUUGUUCUUCCACUUUGCCUGCCAGUUGGAAACCUUAUUUGGGAUCUCCUUAUAUCAAGAGCUACCCUCAGUCUGAACACUAGGAUAAAUAUUAUACAAAAAGGGUUAAAUCUCGGUUUUACUCUGAUUCUUCUGCAUGACGAUGAUGGCGAAGAAAAACAGUCUGAAGGAUACAUCUGGUGUGGUGUUUGAUACUCGCUCAAAAAUGGUCAUGUCCCAGGGAGGAAUGACGGAGAGGAUGAAGGACAAGAUCAGUGCGGUGAGGGCAGUUGUCCCCAACAAAAGCAACAAUGAGAUUGUGCUGGUGCUGCAGCACUUUGAGAACUGCGUCGACAAGGCGGUGCAGGCGUUCCUGGAAGGGAGUGCAGCCGAAAUCCUGAAAGAGUGGAAUGUGACCAGCAAAAAGAAGCCCAAGAAGAAAAAGAAGCCCAAGCCUCAGCCUGAGGUUUCCACAGAGACGCCUCAGCCGGAGGCGGCGUCGCCCGACGAGAGCAAGGACGACGAGAUGAACGGCUUCCACGCCAACGGGUCGGUGAUGGACGGAGAGUCUCUGGAUUCGCUGAGCGAGCAGCUGGACUCUGCCUCCCUGGAUGCAGCCGAGCUGGACUCUGAACCCGCUACCCCCGAAACGCCGGGUGUCGAGGCAGAAAGUAUCGUCAGCGCUCCAAGUCCUGCUUCCCAGCAGGGAGGAAGGAAUCACCACCAGGUUUUCAGAGGCAACAAGCCCCGGCACAGGACGGCCUCAAACCUUCAUCCCUCCUCAUCCUCGCUAGCCUUUGAUGAGCAGGGAUCGUCAGGAGGGAAAAAGAUGGCUCCCAACAUCGACCGCUCAGUGAAAGACCUGCAGAGAUGCACCGUCUCCCUGACGCGCUACAGGAUGGUGGUGAAGGAGGAGAUGGACUCCUCCAUCAAGAGGAUGAAACAGACGUUUGCUGAACUCCAGAGCUGCUUAAUGGACAGAGAAGUGACUCUUCUGGCAGAGAUGGACAAAGUGAAAGCCGAGGCCAUGAUGAUUCUGGACGCUCGGCAGAAGAGAGCGGAGGAGCUGAAGCGGCUGACGGACCGGUCCGGUUCCAUGUCUGAGGAGCAGCUGACUGAGCUGCGCGCCGACAUCAAGCAUUUUGUGAGUGAACGUAAAUACGACGAGGACCUUGGGAAAGCUUUAAGAUUUACAUUUGACCUUGAGCCGCUGAAGACGAGCAUCUCUGGGUUUGGAUCAGUGUACCAUCCACGUACGGGCUACUCGGACCGGUCCCGCUGUAGCUCCACGUCCUCCUCUGUCGCCAGCCCGGUCCAAACGGAGACCCCUCCUCCCACCCAGACCCAAACCGCCCCCGCUGAAAACCGCCCGCCUCCAGUCAAACAGAUUUUCCAGGGAAACAGGCGAACCUUCCAGGGACCCGGCUACCACUCGGGCGGCCAGCGGUUCAACGGCAGCUCCCACCACGACAGGAACGCCGGGCGCGGGAGCCACCGUUACCAGGGCGACGCCGGCUCCUCCGGCCCGUCCUCACAGCAGCCCCACAGCUCCAGGGGCCCCUCACACCCCCCCCACAACCCAGACCGGCCCGCCCACAACGGGCUGCCCCAGCGGCUCCCUCGAACGCACUGCCCUUGACACCGGAAACCGUCUCACUCAAUCAAACCCAUCCACUACCCCCCUGCCCCCAGAGCGCUCCAUUACCCCUCCACCCCAACGCCCUUCAAUGAAGAAUAGUAUACAGUUUACAUAUUUCAGUCAGUUGA